Molecule: messenger RNA, 4236 nt
Organism: Bufo gargarizans (Asiatic toad)
Lineage: Eukaryota; Metazoa; Chordata; Amphibia; Anura; Bufonidae
Gene: ENPP1
Product: ectonucleotide pyrophosphatase/phosphodiesterase 1
Exons: 25
Coding region: 48-2711 (887 amino acids)
Biological process (GO): inorganic diphosphate transport; nucleoside triphosphate catabolic process; regulation of bone mineralization
Cellular component (GO): cell surface
Molecular function (GO): phosphodiesterase I activity; nucleic acid binding; metal ion binding
Source: RefSeq, a predicted model, not a curated record
GCGUGUGAAGCUGCGGCUGCAGGAGUAUUGUGAUCACUGAGUCAGGCAUGGACAGGGAGGCAAAGAAUGGAGGCACAGGCAGAGAGAUGCAGGCUGAGCCCAUGCUGGAUUCACUGGACAUGGCAGAGGAACCAGUGGCAGCUGCUCAGAGCAGAAAGAAGAAGAAAUCCAGCAAGUGGAAAGUUCUCUCCCUGGUAAUCUGUGUGUGCAUAUUAACCGCUAUCCUAGGGUGCAUAUUUGGACUUAAGCCAAGCUGCUCUAGAGAAGUGAAUAGCUGCAAAAAUCGCUGCUUUGAGCGUAAGUUUGGGAGCUGCCGCUGCGAUGCUGCCUGUGUUGGACUUGGAAACUGCUGUCUAGAUUAUGAGGAUUUAUGUAUUAAACCAGCUCACCUUUGGACAUGUGACAAAUUAAGAUGUGGCGAGAAAAGACUUCCCAGCAGUCUGUGCUCCUGUUCUGAUGACUGCAAGGACUCAAACGAUUGCUGUGUUAAUUAUGAUGCCGUUUGCAGAGGAAACAAGAGUUGGGUAGAAGAGAAAUGUGAGGAUAUCCAAACACCACUCUGCCCAGCUGGGUUCUCUAAGCCUCCAGUCAUCUUAUUUUCAUUGGAUGGGUUUAGAGCAGAGUACUUACAAACAUGGGGUGGCCUUCUUCCAGUUAUCAGUAAGUUAAAGCAAUGUGGAACAUAUACGCGUUCUUUACGGCCGGUAUAUCCAUCAAAAACCUUUCCCAACCAUUAUAGUAUUGCAACAGGUCUCUACCCAGAAUCACAUGGGGUUGUGGACAACAAAAUGUAUGAUCCUCACCGGAAUGCCUUUUUCACAUUAAGAAGCGCAGAGAAGUUUCAUCCCUCGUGGUACCAAGGAGAACCUGUAUGGAUAACUGCCAUGAACCAAGGGUUAAAGACUGCCACUUUCUUCUGGCCUGGAUCGGAUACAAAGAUUAAAGGAUCAUAUCCAAAUAUUUAUAAAGAGUACAAUGGAUCAGUACCCUUUGAAACUAGAGUCAUGUCUAUUCUAAAAUGGUUGCAGCUACCUGAAGAAAUUAGACCACACUUUUACACUCUGUAUUUAGAAGAACCAGAUUCAUCAGGACACUGGCAUGGUCCAGUCAGCUCUGCAGUGAUAAAAGCCCUCACAGAUGUAGACCGAAUUGUAGGAAUGUUGAUGGAUGGACUUAAACAAAUGAAUUUAGACAAAUGUGUUAAUCUCUUGCUUCUGUCUGACCAUGGCAUGGAGGAAUCGCGUUGUGAAAAUAUUGCUUAUCUAACAUCUUACAUAAACUCCUCUAAUGAUUUCAUUGUGGUAAAUGGACCAGCAGCACGUCUGAGACCUGUGCAAUUACCAGAUGCGUAUUUUUCUUUUGACUAUGCAGAGCUUGCAAAGAACCUAUCAUGUAGAAAACGUGAUCAGCACUUCAAGCCAUUUCUGAAACAAUACUUACCAAAACGCUUACACUUUGCCAACAAUGAUAGAAUUGAGUCGCUUCACUUUUACUGUGAUCCAAAAUGGCAAGUUGCAAAGUCACCGGACGAGGUAAAAGUAUGCAAAGGUGGUUUUCAUGGUUCUGAUAACCUGUUCAAGAGUAUGCAGGCUCUGUUUAUUGGAUAUGGGUCUAAGAUAAAGCAUGGCAUAGAAGUGCCGCCAUUUGAGAAUAUAGAAAUCUAUAAUUUGUUGUGUGACUUGUUAGACAUUGAACCUGCACCCAAUAAUGGAACCCAUGGAAGUCUUAACCAUUUACUUAAGCAGACAGUUUAUGAGCCCUCCUUGCCAAAAGAGCUGUCUGAGCCUUUCCAAUGCUCUGUUAUCCAUGGAGCCAAGGUGAACAGCUUUGGUUGUUCUUGUGACUCACUGACAGAAGCUGGAUAUAAAAAUCAAUUAACACUCACACCUCAACAAGAAUCUGACACUAAAAAGUUUAAUCUGCCAUAUGGACGGCCACUGGUUUUGCAAAAUAGCAGCUAUUGUAUCUUGUACCAUAAUAAAUAUGUGAGUGGUUUCAGUUACAAUAUAAAGAUGCCAUUGUGGAGUUCAUACACACUACAUAAAAAUGAACUUGUGCCAGCCUCUGUGGAAAAUGAUUCAUGUAUAUUUGUGGAUGUGCGAAUCCCACAAGGACAAAGUCAAAGUUGUCAAUAUUACCGUGACCAUCAAUCUCUAAAAUUUGGAUUUCUUUUCCCUCCAAGCCUCAAAAGAUCUUCUAAAGAUGAUGGUUAUUCAGGACUUACAACCAGCAACAUGAUUCCAAUGUAUCCUGCAUUUCAAGGGGUAUGGAAAUAUUUUCAUGAAAUUCUAUUGGCAAAAUAUACAAAACAGAAGAAUGGCAUUAAUGUCAUCAGUGGUCCAGUAUUUGAUUAUAAUUUUGAUGGGCGAUAUGACACUGUGGAGCAAAUUAAACAGAUGGUACAGGAUUCAGGUGUCUACCUCCCAACUCACUACUUUAUAAUUUUGAUAAGCUGCAAGAAUUCUUCCGAGACUCCUGAGCAAUGUUCUAGCCCUAUGGAGGUCAUAUCUUUCAUUGUACCACACAGAGAAGACUACAGUGAAAGCUGUGCUGAGUAUAAAGAAUUCACAUGGAUUGAAGAACUUUUCCAGUUGCAUGUAGCCCGUGUGAAGGACAUUGAACUUCUUACUGCUCUCAGUUUCUUUCAUAACACAAAUUUCUCUGUUUCUGAAAUUUUACAGCUCAAAACAUUUCUUCGUAUUUAUUUAUGAGCAUUUUAAGCCCAAGUAGUAUAUUUUGUAUUAUAAAAUUCAAGUACCUAUAUCCCCAAACCACCUCUCGUUUAUAGAUUAUCACUGAAUACAUUGGGGGUCAUUUAACAAGGACCAGCUUAGAUACCCUCUUUACUGCUGAAGGAUGCGCCAAAUUUAUGACGAGGUACAGGCCUCGUCAUUAAUCAGGUGUAUCCUCCGCAAGUCCAUAGGCCUAGAUUAAAAUCCAGCCCAUGACUGGAGUAGAUUUCAAUUGUCAUAUAUGCCUGAUGUAAACGUUAGUGAAUUCGGACCCCCACCCACCACUCCCUCACACUGCCCCCAUCACUUCUCAGUGUUUAGGGCAGUGUAAAAACGCAAUGUAUCCCUAUUUUUAGGCACACAGGCAUUCAAGGAGUCGCAUAAGAGGGGCAUUUUAUAUAUAUUUUUUUAGAUAUCAAAAUUUGGCCUAAACAGUCAUGAUAAAUGACCCCCAUUAGGUCACCAACUGAUUAUUCAUCUUCUAAUUGCUGUCAACCAUUCUACAUUAAAGUGAUGCCAUCAGUUAUACAUGUGGGCAUGCAAUAGGAUAUUGUAGUCCAGGAAGCUAUAGAGCAGUGGGUUGUAUAGACUCGUAAGCCAAAACUUUCUUACAUGGUUAAUGCCAUGAUGGCACCUUUUAGGGUGCCUUCACAUGCGGCAGAUUUUGUGGCAGAAAAUUCUGUAAAAGAAAAUCUGUUUCUUUCAUUUUGAAUGGGGCAGCAAGCAUAUGGAUAUGUGCAAGCCCCAUUCAGGUGAAUGGAACUGAUUUUCAGUCACAGAAUUUUCUGCCACAAAAUCUGCCACGUGUGAAGGCACCCUUAGACAUGUCAUUCCACUGAAAAUAAUGGGAAUUAGUGGAAAGGCAUUGAAAAUGAGAAUUGGUAUACAGAGGUGCCGUAGGGUGCCCCAGAGGUCUGUAUGCUGUAUUGUGGCUCUGUACAACUAAGAGACUGUAUCAGUGCUAAGACAGAUAUACAUGUAUUUCUUUGUAUAUAGAAAAUUCUUAAUCGGAUUCUGAAAUAAUUUGUUUCAUUUCCUGUUUGCCCGAUAGGAAUCACAAAUUCUGAUGAUGAGACUAUCCCCUUAAUAAAUAAAUGACAAAACUCCUUAAAGUCAGAUAUAUGAACCAAGUAUUUCCUCUUUGAUAGUGCUAGGAACUUUCUAAUUUAGCCUUCUGGGUAUGCUCACAAGGGUUAGAGGUGAGGUAAUGCAUAACCUCCCUACUACGCCAAACAAAACUUGUGGGAAAUAGAUGAUAAUGUAUACAAGUUGUAUGGAAUUUUACUAUAAAGGAACAAUUUUAUGAUAAAAACAACUUCCCUUGAAAAUAAAACAUCUGCUCGUUGCGAUCUAUUGGUGUAGUGGAAAAACCUGGGGAAGUAUUUAAUGUUUUGUUUUUUGUGGUCACUUCAAAUUCCAUUUGAUAUUUAUUUUAGACUUUCACUGCCUUAUGUAAAAUAGCAUUUUCUGUCCCCAUCUUAUCCAUAAAUGUGUUUUGUAUGUA